GCAGGAGUUAACCACUUGGCAAGCAUAGGAACCAACAGCAUGGCCAAGAUCCUGCAGAUGGCGGUUAUGCUGGGCAGCUCCAAGCUCGGCCACGGCGCCUUCGGAUUCGACGAGCGGUCGGACUCGUCACCCGUGCCCCAGAUGAAGCGGGAGCUGCCCACUCGCAAGAUGUGCCUAGAGGCCUUCAAGCGCACCCACUACGACAUCCUCAUCAUUGGCGGCGGGGCAGUGGGCUCAGGUUGUGCUCUGGAUGCAGCCACACGUGGUUUGAAGACGGCCCUGGUCGAGGCGAACGACUUUGGCAGCGGCACCUCGUCCAAGUCGAGCAAGCAUGGCGGCACUGUGCAUGGCGGCCUGAGGGACCUGGAGCGGGCCGUCUCCCGGUUGGACGUCGCGGCUUUUCGGAGGGUUCGCUGCUCCUUGCGUGAGCGCAGACACAUCAGCAAUCUAGCGCCGCAUCUCAGCCAGCCGGUGCCCAUCCUGCUGCCGGUUCACCACUGGUGGGAGGCCCCGCUGUACUACCUAAAGCUCAGGAUGUACCAUCUGAUGGCGCCCAAGGGCACAAAGAGCUUCCAGUACCUGAGUGCCGACGACGCGCUGCAGGUGUUUCCCAUGCUGCGGCGAGAGGAGCUCUUCGGUGCCUUCGUCUUCUACGAGGGUCAGCACGACGAUGCGCGGAUGUGCCUCUCGGUGGCCCUGACAGCGGCUCGCUACGGAGCGGACAUCUGCAACCACAUGAAGGUGGUGCGGCUGAUCAAGAACAAGGAUGGCAAUGUGGCGGGCGCCGAGGCGGUCGACCAGCUGACGGGGAAGAAGUAUAGCAUCCGGGCGAAGGUGGUGGUCAACGCCACCGGGCACAUGAGCGACAGCGUGCGACGGAUGGAGGACUCGGAGGCCAAGCCGCUCUGCACGCGCAGCUGGUCCUCGAUCCUCGUCCUGCCGCGUUUCUAUUGCCCGGAGGAAGUGGGCGUCUUCGAUCCGCACACGCCCAGCGGGCGAUCCAUCUUCUUUCUGCCCUGGCAGGGUCACACGCUGGUGGGAUCCAGUGACGAAUCAGAAAAUCAGCUGGGACAGGACACCCAGCCUUCGGAGACGGAUAUCCAGUCUCUUUUGGAUGGCGUCAAGCUCUUCUUUUCGCCCAACUUUGAUGUUCGGAGGUGCGAUGUGCUGGCCGUUUGGGGCGGCUUCAAGCCCUCGAAAGCGGACUUCCUGGACCCCACUCCGCUUAAGAGUCAUGUAAUCCAACUUGGACCCAGGAACAUGCUGUCGAUUGUGGGCACCUCCUGGUCUUCCUUUCGGGCUUUGGCCGAGAAGACAGUUAAUACAGCCAUCCGCUUGGGAGAUCUUUCGCCGCUACGAACGGAUUCGGUGACGGCCGCGUCCUGUAAACUGGACGGAGCGAGUGGCUGGAGCCCGAAGAUGUUCAUCCGGCUGGUGCAGGACUUCGGCAUGGAGCCGGAUGUGGCCGAGCACCUGUCCAACACGUACGGAUCAAAUGCCUUCAAGGUGGCCGUGAGUGCGAACAGCAGCGGGAUGGCCUGGCCCAUUGUGGGCAAGCGAUUGCACUCGGAGUUUCCGUACAUCGAGGCGGAAGUGAAGCAGGGCGUCCGGGACUUUGCCUGCACGCUGGAGGACAUGGUGGCUCGGAGGUUAAGAGUAGCCUUUUUGAAUGUUCAGGUGGCCGAGGAGAUACUACCUCAGGUGGCCAACAUCAUGGCCAAGGAGUUAAGGUGGACGCGGGAGCAAACGAAGAUGCAGAUUCGCGAGACACGCGCCUUCCUCAACACCCAGAUGGGCCAGCUGACCAAAGAGAACGCCUCGCGUAUGAACAUCCCCAUCAAGAUGUCCGUAGGGCAGGUGCGAAAGUUCGCUACGCAGUUCAGACAGCUGGAUGAGAACAGAACGGGCUAUGUGUCCGUCGCAGAAUGCUGCAAAGCCAUGAAAACAAUGGGUGUUAAGGAGGUGCCCGUCGACUUGAUGCACAACGUCCUCCGGGACAUCGAUGUCCAUGCCCAGGGUAAGGUCAAUCUGUACGAGUUUUUGCUGCUCAUGUCCGCCAUAGUCCAGGGCGACACCGAGUACCUGCGUUACGCCCGCUUGUACCUGGAUCACAAGAAACAGAUGCACAGCAGCGAUUAUCCUACCCUGAUGAAUAUGGAACAGACCGGCAGCGGUCUGUAAAGUGUUUCCUUCAUUGUCGCCCUCUCCCCUUUUACAAUUAGGAAUGCGUUAACUGUUUCCACAUUGCAA
Molecule: messenger RNA, 2250 nt
Organism: Drosophila ficusphila
Lineage: Eukaryota; Metazoa; Arthropoda; Insecta; Diptera; Drosophilidae
Gene: Gpo2
Product: glycerol-3-phosphate dehydrogenase, mitochondrial
Exons: 1
Coding region: 40-2181 (713 amino acids)
Biological process (GO): glycerol-3-phosphate metabolic process
Cellular component (GO): glycerol-3-phosphate dehydrogenase (FAD) complex; mitochondrion
Molecular function (GO): glycerol-3-phosphate dehydrogenase (quinone) activity; calcium ion binding
Source: RefSeq, a predicted model, not a curated record